Eurytemora carolleeae is the source of this 762-nucleotide messenger RNA. Its product is annotated as protein enabled homolog. NCBI's taxonomy places the organism in Eukaryota, Metazoa, Arthropoda, Copepoda, Calanoida, Temoridae. The record is from RefSeq and is a predicted model, not a curated record. The coding region runs from base 7 to 762 and encodes 251 amino acids. The transcript has 2 exons.
UCAGAAAUGGGAGGAGGUCAAUCUCAUGAACAAAUCCGACAAGAGUAUCAGGAACGACGCGAGGACCGACUAGAAAGAAAAGAAAGAGAGGACAAGCAGGAAAGAAAAGAAACAGAGAAGAUUGCAAAUGCAGAAGAAGAAAGAAAAGCCAGACUGUCCCUUGAUAGAGAAAGAAUGAAAAUGGAACAGGAUAAAAACGAGAAGCUUGAAGCUGCCCGAAUGGAGAAGGAAAAGAAAGAGCACGAGCUUCAAGUAAAGGAGAUGGAAAACGAAAGAAUCCUGAAAGAGGAAAAAGUCAAGUUAGAGCUUGCUAAGAUAAGUCGGGAACGUGAAGUUGCACUAGAAAGGUUGAGGUUAGAGGAAGCUGAGAAGAUCAGAAAGGAAAAGAGAGAAAAUACACUGGAGGAUACUAAGGUCCGAAAUGAAUUUAAUCUCACAAAAGCAACUCUUGAAACCGAAUUCAAAAUCGAGAAAGCUAAAGAAGAAAACAAGCUUGAAAUUGUAAAGAUCGAAGCAAGCAAAGAAUUAAAAAUGGCGACAAUGUUAGAAGAACAGCUGAAAAGGAAAGACGACCUCGCCAAAGAGGAACAAAAGAAUGAGAAGAGAAGGAUGAAGUUAGAGGCCGAAGUCAAACUGAGAGAUGAUGAAAUUAAACGUUUCACACUUAAAGGAAUGAAUUUAUAUGUUCUAAACAAAUUUUGGUCUUGGUGUUUUUCAAUACAGGGUGGCCUACGAAACAUGACAGGACUAGGGGUUAUUUAG